Loa loa (African eye worm) is the source of this 681-nucleotide messenger RNA. RefSeq lists its product as hypothetical. Bases 25 to 681 code for a protein of 218 amino acids. Gene Ontology annotation, molecular function: protein-cysteine S-palmitoyltransferase activity. The transcript has 3 exons. Gene Ontology annotation, biological process: protein targeting to membrane; peptidyl-L-cysteine S-palmitoylation. The record is from RefSeq and is a predicted model, not a curated record. Gene Ontology annotation, cellular component: Golgi apparatus; endoplasmic reticulum. NCBI's taxonomy places the organism in Eukaryota, Metazoa, Nematoda, Chromadorea, Rhabditida, Onchocercidae.
AGGGAGUCAAAUUUCUUUGACGAUAUGCGUCUAAAAACAUGGCGAGCGUAUGAAUGGGCCAAUAUUGGUGGCGUUGUAUAUACGCUACUAUUAAUUUUUGGUAUUUACUUCCUAAUAUUGUUCUAUACAUGCCCAGCAACUUAUCAACCUGACUAUUGUACCCGGGCAAAUUGUUUCGCUAUCGUUAUCAUUUUGGAAUUGCUCGUCAAUUUUCUUCUGUUCGUCAUCUAUAGCAGGCGUAACGAUCCACAACGUUGGCUCCAAGGUGUUGCAGUUUUAACAAAUGUGAAAGGUGCCGGUAAAUAUUGUUUAGAAUGUAAUCGAAUAGCACCGUUGAGGAGUCAUCAUUGCAGACUAUGUAAUAUGUGCGUUCUGAGGAAAGAUCAUCAUUGCUUCAUGACGGGUGCCUGUGUUGGAAUUGCUAAUCAGCGUUUUUUCAUCGUAUUUGUUCUAUGGGCAAGUAUUGGUGCUGCUGUAGGGUCGUUUUACCUUCUGAUGUAUUUGCUGCGACAUGUGGAAUCUAAUAUUUACCCAUUUGGUUGGUUGAAGCUCCUAGCACCGGUUGCUGUCAUUCGAUGGAUUAUUUCCGAUGAAAUAUUCGCCAACACAGUUAUUUGCGUUCUAUUCAGCAUAUGCACAGCCACCUCCAUUGUUGCCCUUAUUUUUUUGGUUUACAGGUGA